GGCCGCCGCGGAAGUACGCGGAGGCGCGUGCGCGUUCAAGAUUCGGCUCCCCCCGUGACCGCCCACCGCCAUGGCCGAGGAAGGCAUCGCUGCCGGAGGUGUCAUGGACGUGAACACGGCCCUGCAGGAGGUGCUCAAGACCGCCCUCAUCCACGACGGGCUGGCGCGCGGCAUCCGCGAGGCCGCCAAGGCCUUGGACAAGAGCCAGGCCCAUCUUUGUGUGCUUGCAUCCAACUGUGAUGAACCCAUGUAUGUCAAGUUGGUGGAGGCACUUUGUGCUGAACACCAGAUAAGCCUCAUUAAGGUUGAUGACAAUAAAAAACUAGGAGAAUGGGUCGGCCUCUGUAAAAUUGACAGAGAGGGAAAACCCUGUAAAGUGGUUGGCUGCAGUUGUGUUGUGGUUAAGGACUAUGGCAAAGAAUCACAGGCCAAAGAUGUCAUCGAGGAGUACUUCAAAUGCAAGAAAUGAAUAAAUUAAGAAUUUUGGCAAAAAAAAAAAAAAAAAGAAAGAAAAGAAAAAUAAA
Molecule: messenger RNA, 524 nt
Organism: Suncus etruscus (white-toothed pygmy shrew)
Lineage: Eukaryota; Metazoa; Chordata; Mammalia; Eulipotyphla; Soricidae
Product: 40S ribosomal protein S12-like
Exons: 1
Coding region: 71-469 (132 amino acids)
Biological process (GO): translation
Cellular component (GO): cytosolic small ribosomal subunit; ribosome
Molecular function (GO): structural constituent of ribosome
Source: RefSeq, a predicted model, not a curated record